Colletotrichum destructivum is the source of this 1240-nucleotide messenger RNA. Its product is annotated as Putative mitochondrial carrier domain superfamily. The record is from RefSeq and is a predicted model, not a curated record. The coding region runs from base 239 to 1183 and encodes 314 amino acids. Gene Ontology annotation, molecular function: ADP transmembrane transporter activity; FMN transmembrane transporter activity; ATP transmembrane transporter activity. Gene Ontology annotation, cellular component: peroxisomal membrane. Gene Ontology annotation, biological process: transport. The transcript has 3 exons. NCBI's taxonomy places the organism in Eukaryota, Fungi, Ascomycota, Sordariomycetes, Glomerellales, Glomerellaceae.
AAAACGUGGUUGACCUCGGCUCCCCAGAAAAUCCAAAGGGAUUCCUGCCUUGCUUGAGACGCAACAUUUUUAAUAGCCAACUUUGCAACGAUAUCGUUUACACCCUUUUCUAUUCCACUGGCCCGCAACAUUUGGAUGAAUCAUCGGAUUUGCUACAUCCCCAUCAUCCCAUCUAAGCUUCCUCUCAACAAGCACACCACCCAUCUCAUCCAACACACACACACGCACGCGAGCAACCAUGUCCAAGCCAGUGCUCCCGCAGAAUGACAAUGUCGCCCACGCUCUCGCUGGUGCCGGCGGUGGUCUACUCUCCAUGGCCUUGACCUACCCGCUCAUCACCCUCUCAACCCGCGCCCAAGUCGAAUCGAAGCGCGCUGACUCGGCCUUCCUCACGGCUGUCCAGAAGAUCGUCGCUCGCGAGGGCGUUUCAGGCCUCUACUCGGGCCUCGAGUCCGCCCUCUUCGGCAUCAGCGUUACGAACUUCGUCUACUACUACUGGUACGAGUGGACCCGCGCCUUCUUCGAGGCCGCCGCCGAGAAGGCCGGCCGCGCCAGCAAGAAGCUCACGACCGUCGAGUCCAUGAUGGCUGGCGCCCUCGCCGGCUCCGCGACUGUCAUCAUCACGAACCCCAUCUGGGUCGUCAACACCCGCAUGACGACCCGAAGCAGCGCCAACACGGAGGGCAAGGACGAAGAGGCACAGACGUCCAAGCCCAAGAAGGCGCCCUCGACCAUCGGUACCCUUCUGGCGUUGAUCAAGAACGAGGGCCCGCAGGCGCUCUUCUCGGGCGUCAUCCCCGCCCUGGUGCUCGUUAUCAACCCUAUCCUGCAGUACACCCUGUUCGAGCAGAUGAAGAACACGGUCGAGAAGAAGAGGAGGGUCACACCGACCAUUGCCUUCUUCCUCGGUGCCCUCGGCAAGCUGUUCGCGACCUCGGUCACCUACCCGUACAUCACGGUCAAGAGCCAGAUGCACGUCGCCGGCAACGGUGAGAAGAAGGAGGGAAUGUCGCAGACCAUUAGCCGGGUCAUCAGGGAGGAGGGCUACGCCGGCCUGUACAAGGGCAUCGGCCCCAAGGUCACCCAGAGUGUGCUGACCGCCGCUUUCCUCUUCGCCUUCAAGGACGUCCUCUACGAGCAGACCAUCAAGCUCAGGACCCUUGCCGCCAAGAAGCGCGCGUAAACGCUCCAGUGUGGGGUUUUACUCCCUCUUCACUUGGUCAAAUGUCCUUGACUAUAU